AGGAGGAUGGAGAAAGAGUACCCUGGCGCUAACCUGUAACAUAAGUGGGGCUUUGAAGGACUACCCCUCGCCGUCACCACUGGGUGAUCACUGGGUGACCAGUGGUGGUUUUUAAAAGGCAAAUUCGGUUACAGGUGACAUCUGCACUGUCAUCCAGAAAUAAAAGGGAGCUUUGAUUUGUGCAGUGCUGCCUUCCAAGCAGUCAAGUGGAAGAAGAGGAGGAGGAAGAGGAAGAGGAGGAGGAGGAGGACAAGGAGGAGGAAGAAGAGGAGAAAGCCAGAAGCCUUUGAAGAGCCCCAGUUCUCAGAGCCUAACACACUGGGAAUCCUUGGAAAUUAAAACAGGAAUAAGCCUGCGCGAUGGAUUGGGGAACCCUACACACAUUCAUUGGUGGUGUGAACAAACACUCCACCAGCAUCGGGAAGGUGUGGAUCACAGUCAUCUUUAUCUUCCGGGUCAUGAUCCUCGUGGUGGCAGCCCAGGAAGUGUGGGGCGAUGAACAAGAGGACUUCGUCUGCAACACCCUGCAGCCAGGGUGCAAGAACGUGUGCUACGACCACUUCUUCCCAGUGUCCCACAUCCGGCUCUGGGCCCUGCAGCUGAUCUUUGUGUCCACCCCAGCGCUUUUGGUGGCCAUGCAUGUGGCCUACUACAGACAUGAGACUGCCCGCAGGUUUAGACGGGGAGAGAAGAGGAAGGAAUUCAAAGAUCUAGAGGACAUCAAGAAGCAGAAGGUGCGGAUUGAGGGGUCCCUGUGGUGGACGUACACCAGCAGUAUCUUCUUCCGCAUCAUCUUCGAAGCUGCCUUCAUGUAUGUGUUUUACUUCCUCUACAAUGGGUACCACCUGCCCUGGGUGCUGAAAUGUGGGAUUGAGCCCUGUCCCAACCUUGUGGACUGCUUUAUUUCUAGACCAACUGAGAAAACUGUGUUCACAAUCUUUAUGAUCUCUGCAUCUGUGAUUUGCAUGCUGCUCAAUGUGGCCGAGUUGUGUUACCUGCUACUGAAGUUAUGUUUUAGGAGAUCCAAGAGAACCCAGGCACAGAGAAAUCACCCCAGGAAUUCCCUGAAAGAAAGCAAGCAGAAUGAAGUGAAUGAGCUGAUCUCAGAUAGUGGUCAAAACACAAUCACAAGUUUUCCGAGUUAAACACUUCAAGGUCAAGCAUAGGUGAACCCUGACAAUGCAUUUGUCCUUUGGAAAGGUAACAUCAACCUGGCAGUUCCCUUUCUAGAUGAAGAGCUUGUCUCUAUCAAUGACUUAUAGUAACUAGCUGUACUUUGGAUAGAGUACCUGCACCAGUCACAUGCAGUGAGACUUACAUAUGUGCUCCAUCUUCGAAGACAAACUGGUGACAACUGAGCUUUGAAGUUACCUUAACAAGUUUGUUUUACCUGGACUGUCUGACUUACUGUGUAUCCCCUGAACCUUUAUCUAGAAAUUGAUAUUUUUAUUAGUAAAGUUAUUUUUAUAGGACUGACUUUGAAUUUGUAUAAAAUAUUUUUAUAAUGACUGAUUUUCCUUACCUGGGAAACACAUUCGUAGUUAGCUUUUCAAGGAUACAUUCCAAGUAUCUAAACUUUUAAGUAUAUACCCCAAGUAUCUAAACUUUGAACUUACAAAGAGUCUAGCUUAUGAAUACUGCUUUGCAGUAUCUGUUGAGAAUUUUACAAACUGUCAUGAUGCUCUUAAGGUGGAGUGUUCGUUGUACAAUGCAUUUUUUUGCUGUUUUUGAAUGUAGAUUGGACUGUGGGGAAGUAGGGCACUUUUUUAAGCUAACCUGUUUUCCAGCUAUUGUGAGCACUGGAGACAUGAGUGUGGUCACACCAAUAAAGCUUGAUCCCAUUU
Messenger RNA from Jaculus jaculus (lesser Egyptian jerboa), 1844 nucleotides. It is a transcript of the gene Gjb6, whose product is annotated as gap junction protein beta 6. Lineage: Eukaryota; Metazoa; Chordata; Mammalia; Rodentia; Dipodidae. The coding region runs from base 360 to 1145 and encodes 261 amino acids. Gene Ontology annotation, biological process: cell communication. Gene Ontology annotation, cellular component: connexin complex. The record is from RefSeq and is a predicted model, not a curated record. The transcript has 3 exons.